UCUCUACCACAGGUUUGAGUUGCAGUGUUUUUCCUGUCGCGAUAUUUCUGCACGCUCAGAUACAAGGCUGGAUGAACAGAACUGAGGUAUGAAUAAACGGCACUUGUGCCAAGAUGAAGAUUGACAGAACCAAGUUAAAGAAAAGCAGCUCAGAAGUGCCUGGUGAUUGUGGUUGGUUAAUAGAGAAAUUACAGAACUGCAGCAAUGAGGAACUUUUACCAGUUCUUCGGAGUGUGGAAUCUUGGAGUUAUGGGAAAUGUGAAUUGUAUCACUGGAUUGAUGUGCUGGACAGAUUUGAUACGAUAUUAGAGGAAGCAGCAGAUAAAGAUGAAGAUAAAUGGGUACUGCCAUGUGACUUGCCAGAAAAUUGUCAUGUUCAAGAGUUGGUGGUAUGGGUGCUACACUUCACAACACUGUUGGUCGAGCAUUCCUUCUCCCGACAUCUUUACUCCUCCGUCGAGCAUCUUAUCACCCUUUUGUCGUCCACCUCCAUGACAAUUGUCUUGGCUGUACUCAACUUGCUAUACAUGUUCAGCAAAAGGUCCAAUUUCAUCACACGUCUAGCAGUAGCACCUCGGCAAGCCCUCUUGCUGCGACUCGUCAACUUGGCAGAGCCAUGGGGGGGAAAGGACAAUGGGUUUGGCCUUGCACAGUGUUGUCAAAAUCUUCCCCUGUCUGCUUUUCCAGAAAAUGCUACUGCUCUUCAUUAUGAAUUUUAUGGAGAACAUCAGCAACAGCAGCAGCAACCAUCAGGGGAGGGAAUAAGUAGCAGUGGUAGUGGAUGCAGCAGUAAUAGAGGAAAUAGCUCUAUAAUUACUAUUCACAUAAACGACAUGCAAAAUAUCAACAAGUCGCCAGCACAGGUGAUGGAGGAGCUUUUGCAGGUGUACAAAGUGCCUAUUGAGAAACAGAUGGUCCUGUUUACUCAUAUAAGAUUAGCUCAUAGUUUUGGGUCAUUUGAAACUAGAUUGCAGUGUGUUCAAGCCCGACUACAGGCCCUGUCUGUGCUUGUGUACUGCAAUGCAUUGCAGGAUAAUGCUAAUACAGUUUUGUAUUCGGGGCUUCUUGAUGAGUUUGUAGAGGUAUUGGAGUUAAAUGACACCAAACUCACAGAAAUCAAGGCUGCCACCCUCCGUACUCUUACAUCCAUAAUACAUCUAGAUCGUAUGCCCAGCUUCCCCAAAUUGAACACUAUUAUAGAUGUAACAGGUGCCUCGUCUUACCAUGGGUUUCUGCCAGUGUUGGUCAGAUCAUGUAUUGCCAAUUUGACAUCCACAACACCUCCGGUGCCUAACCCUUUCCCUGCACCUCUGGCCACUGCACUUUUCUCGUUCCUGUAUCAUCUUGCCAGUUAUGAAGCAGGGGGUGAAGCUCUUGUCUCAUGUGGCAUGAUGGAGUCCCUAAUCUCUGUUGUCAAUUGGAAAGGCACUGAACCGGAUCAUAUUACGUUUGUAACAAGGGCUGUGAGAGUAAUUGACCUCAUAACAAAUCUUGACAUGCAUGCCUUCCAAACUCAUGGAGGACUCUCAGCCUUUAUAAGAAGACUAGAGGUGGAAGUGGAUGAGUGUAGGAAGGAACAGCCAUUUGUAAUAAGUUUGCCAGCUCCUCUAGCAGAAAUUGCAAGCGCUCCUGCUGACGCAGACCAGGCAACAGCUACUGUGGAAGAACCUGUUGGCACAACAGAAUCAACACAAGUGCCUGACACUGCUACACACUCACCCAUGGACACAACUCCUGCCCCUGUAUCUGAUGGCUCAAGUGAAUUGGAAAUUACCACAAGUCAGCCCUCUUAUAAUACUCGGCCUAGCACUUCAGCUGCAAUGGAAAUACCAACUACAUCCCAGCCAGACUAUAGUGAAGCAAAGACUGGUUUAUCUUGCUUGCCACAGAGGGCUGCUCUUGUGAAGUCUAUGCUCAACUUUUUGAAGAAAGCUAUCCAAGAGCCUGGUUUUAGUGAAAGCAUGCGUCAUUUGAUGGAAGGUUCCCUCCCUGCAUCCCUUAAACACAUAAUCAGUAAUGCAGAAUAUUAUGGAGCUUCACUGUUUCUGCUAGCAACAGAUGUAGUCACUGUGUAUGUGUUCGGAGAACCAUCCUUGUUGUCAUCUCUUCAGGAUAAUGGAUUAACAGAUGUUGUACUCCAUGCACUAUUGGUAAAGGAUGUGCCAGCCACAAGAGAGGUGUUGGGUUCCCUUCCUAAUGUUUUCAGUGCCCUAUGCCUCAAUUCUCGGGGUCUUGCUGCUUUUGUGGCAUGUAAGCCAUUUGAGCGACUCUUCAAGGUGCUUCUCUCCCCUGACUAUCUACCAGCCAUGAGACGGCGUCGCUCUUCGGAUCCAAUGGGUGAUACUGCCUCGAAUUUAGGCAAUGCAAUGGAUGAAUUAAUGAGGCACCAGCCUAGUCUCAAAGCCCAAGCCAUGAAGGCCAUUGUUAAAUUGUUAGAAGAGGUGUGCCUGUUGGGGAGUGAUACUCACUAUAUCUGCUGGAAGACUCCACCCAAACAUGAAGCAUCACCUGCUCCAGUAUCUAGAACAACAAAUGAUAACUCUAGUGAUGAAGAGGAAGAGGAGGAGGAAGAGAGAGAGAGUGGCGUUGCUGGACCGUCGUCUCGGCUGGACAGCGGGAAGACGUUCCCCCAUCUGAUACCACACCUGGUGAAACGGCCUGUACCUCUUGUGGACUAUGUACUUAAUGUCAUGAAGUUUGUAGAUGCCAUCCUUAGCAACAAUUCGACUGAUGACCACUGCAAAGAAUUUGUCUCCCAGAAAGGCCUUGUACCACUACUAGGCAUUUUGGGACUGCCAAAUCUUCCAAUAGACUUCCCAGUUUCUCAAGCUUGCCAAUCUGUAGCAUCAGUCUGCAAGUCCAUAUUGAAUCUUGCUCAUGAAAGUGGAGUUCUUCAAAGAGGACUACAGUGCCUGAAUGAGAAAUUAGAAGCUUUGGCUCCACUACAUCAGCCUCUGCCUUCUCCAGGGGGAUCAGUUUUGCUGCACGAGUUAGCUUCUGCGCCGACCCCUGGUGAGGCCACAGCAUCUCCGCAGGCUACACCUCUCUUGCAUACCCUUAGUGCCGUUCAUGCUUACAUUAUGAUGCUGGUCCACGUUUGCCGCACGGGACAAACAGAGAUAAGGCAGGUCUCUAUCAACCAGUGGGGAACAGAGCUAGGCCUACGUGUUUUGGCAGGACUCACCCAGUUGUACACCUCACUUGUGUGGGAGUCUACAGUGUUGUUAGCUCUCUGUUCAGAUGAUGCUCUUCCUGCUGGCUGUCUUUUUGGAAAGGAAGACACCGACAAACUUCUCCCUCCAGAUUUAAGGUGUGAUGAUGGAAGCCGAAGUGAGGCUGUUGCCAUGGAAGUAACAGAAACAGAUGUGAAAGUGGCAACAGGAGGGAGUGCGCCGACAGCUGACGACAGUAGCACAGAGAGCCCAACUCGACAACAGUCAGCUGCUACACAACAUCAGAUGAAGCUGAUCAAACCUCUUUUAUCGUCAGCAUCUAGAUUAGGGAAGGCUCUAGCUGAGCUCUUUGGUUUACUUGUCAAGUUGUGUGUUGGAUCACCAUUACGUCAACGCAGAGGACAACAAGUGGCAACUCCAAUCACCCCACCAUCUACAUCAGCAAGGGCAGUGGCAUCUGCUUUGGCACAGCUCCUCUAUGCUGGCCUUUCCUGGACACCACCUCCAUCUUCUCCUGUACCCAAGUUUCGUCUUACUUUCCUGAUAUGUUCUGUAAGGUUUACCAAUCCUAUGCUUUUCGAUGACAAGAAGAUGCCUUACCAUCUGAUGCUUCAGUACUUUGUAUCUUCUCAAGGUCUAAAAGCCUUCUUUGACACAUUUGAGUGGGCCAUCACAGCAGGAGGGGCUGUUCAGGGACAAGAUGGAUUGGAUUCUGGAGAGUUACCUGAAGGUACUGGAGAAUUUUUGGACACAUGGUUAUUCUUACUGGAGCGAUUAGUCAACCCACGGACUAUGUUGGAUUCUCCCAACUCCCUUCCCGCCAAGUCCUCACAACCUGGCUAUCAACCAUUCAGUCCUCUCAAGUUUUUAAUUCAUAUACAAAAGGUUGCAUUUGAAGCUGUAAUGAAAUUGUGGAACAAAAAGCCUUUGAAGUCCUAUGGAGUACGCAUAUCUGAAUCUGUUCUGGUCAUCCUUUGCUCUAUCAUAAAGGGUGAGGCAAUUAUACUUGAACGUCUUGCCAAGGAGAAGGAAAGCAUGCCUACUUCAACAACUACAGCCACCACGACCACCACAAAUACAAGUACUAACAAUACAUCCACAACCACUACCACCACCACUACUACUAGCACCACAACCACUACCACCACCCCUGCCACUGCAACUACUGUCACACCAUCUCCUGUGCCAGCUUCUGCUCCAGUGUCCUUAGAGGCAGCCAGUCAGCCUUCAGCAGACUCUGAGGUGAACCAGCAACAUUUGCAGGCUCUGAUGGACAUGGGUUUUGGGAGGGAACGUUGUAUGGAGGCUAUUGCACAGACCCAUACACUACAACAGGCCACAGAGUACUUAUUAAUGAACCCUCUUAUGGAUCAAGUUUCUGGUGCUGGAGGCGGCGGUGAUAUGGAGUUGACGGAGGAAGAUCAAAUGCUGCAAGCUAUUGCCAUGUCACUUGGUGAGAAUGUUCAAGUGUCAGGUAGUGGCAGUCAGCACCGAAGUGUACUUGCCAAACCGCCACCUGUCCCUCAAAAAGUUGUGGAUGAUGAACCUCUCAGUAAAGACACCCUUGAUAACUUCACUGAAUUUGUAUUGGAGGGAUGUUUGAGUCAGCUAGAUGUCCAGCCUCAAAUGGUAUACAAAGUCUGUGAAUUGCUCACUACAUGUGCUACUCGCAACGGUACAGUGUGGAGAGACAACAUGCUCACUACACUAAUAAACCAGAUUAGCAGCCAAGCAGGACAGUUGCUUUUGACCAACACACUCUCAACACAGGAAACUGUGGAACUCCUAUGCUCAUCCGUCCUGGCAUCCAAGUUUGCAGUCAGAUUGCAUCUUGUUACGUUGUUAUUUGAGGAAAUGAAAAGUGGCUGUGCAAUAGCAAUGGAGCAAGCUGGUCUGGUAGACACACUCACAGAUUUGUUUACCUUAACGCAUGCUGCUAUGGCUUCUAUUUCUGUUACAAAUUCUCCCACUACUGCUACUGUGGCAGCUGCUGCUUCUGCUGCUCCAGCACCCAGCCCAGCGACGGCUGUGCCUUUAGGAAACUCACAAGCUAAAGAAAAAGAUAAAGAAUCUGGGGAUGGCUCUGGGACACCUAAAUGGAUCUCUCCUGGUUUGCUCUUGCUUGACUUGUAUGAGAAAUUGGCUAUUGCAACUAAAAGAAGAUCUUCUGUCAGUAAGAUAUGUAAUCAUGUAUGGAAAUGGUUUGACAUGAGUACGCUUAAGUGGUGUGCUUACUCGGCUAGCAACAAUAAAACUAUUGAUGAUGCUUACUGGGCAGGUGAGGCAAGCAUUCGCAUUAUCAAUGGCCGCAGAAAAUAUACCAUCCAGUUUCAUUCAAUGGUGCAGGUAAAUGAGGAAUCAGGGAACCGGCGUCCUGUUAUGAUAACUGUAAAGGAUAAGGCAAUUGCUGAACAGAAGAAGAAAUUGCCACAUACUAUGCCUCAAGAUGAACCAACCCCAACUACUGAAGAGGAAAGUUUAAGAGGAGGCAAGCAAGAGAGUGCAACUACAGAGGAAAGUACCACUGAGGCUACAAGGCCAGGAGAAGCAGCAGUUAGUUUAGAAAAUGCCUUAGUGCCAGUAACUGAUGUACAAGCUGAUGCUGUAACUGUUGCUGCAGGAGAUGAGAAAAUGGAGUGUGAAGAUGGUGAGGAUGCCACUACUGUGGCUUCUGAACUUGAUAACACUCAAGUGGUGUCUAUCGAGGGUCUAACACCUGGCCAUCAUGAGGCUAUGAUAAGAGCAUGUGUAGGUUUCAUGAAACUGGGAGUUGAACCAGAUACACUUCAUGCCUUGAUGCGCCUCUGUCUGAGAAUGACUAGGGUAUGGGAGCACGCUUGUCUCUUUGCCAGUCUGGGUGGUGUACGUACCUUACUCUCACUCACAGAAUCUUCAGGUUUCUGGGGCUUCCAAAAUUUGGCAGCUUUGCUAAUGAGACAUGUUCUAGAGGAGCCCACAACAUUACGAUAUACCAUGGAGAAGGUGGUACGGUCAUCAGCCAGUAACAACACCAUGUCAGGGGCAAAGGAAUUACAUUAUUUGUUAAGGUUGCUGGCCCCAGCUGCUUGCCGAGAUCCCCAUUUAUUCACGGAGAUUACACAACAAUGCCUUCGAAUUGAUCUUAACAUGACUCUUAAAAGGAACCUCAUGUCAGCAAACAAUGAAGAUAGUAUUUUGAUGAAGAGUGUUGGCGGGAAGAGCACUAUGAGUAAUGCUGGAGGUAGCACUAGUGGCAGUUCUGCAGGUAUGACCCUUAGCUUAGAGCCUCAGCAAUUGAUUCAUGAUCUUCUUGAAGCUCUCACAACUCUGAAAGAUGACAGUGAUCCUGCAUCUGCCUCAGCUGGGACUCCAAGCACUGCCGUGGCUGGUAGCCUUGUGACUAACACUACCCCAACAGAAGAAAGGGCGUCGUCAAGCACUAGCGCUCGGAGACAGCUUCAUCUCUCUCGUUCAUCUUCAGCUAAUGAUAUGGUUGUUCAGGAAACUGAUGAACAGAGUCCUAUGGAGAGUGAAGCAAGCAAGUUGCCUGGUGCUGACAGCAAAGUAGCCUCCAGUGACAAAGCAGAUGAUGCUGCUAAGAAGAAGAAACCCCUUCUAUCGAAGUCCCUUAUUUGCAAGCUUCUAGCAGAAUUUGUGAGGUCCUAUGCAGGUUGUGCCAAGCUAGUUACUGAACACCAUUACUCGGCAGGAGCUAAUGAAAAAAUAACAGAGGACUGCUCAGCUCUAGCUUACAUGUUGGACCACCUAGUUUGUAGUAGUUCAACUUCAGAUAAAGAUACGGCUGGCCAUGUACGAGUGCUCAUAGCUGCCCUGGCCUCGUGCAAUCAUGCCCCAGAUGCUCAAACAAUCCUUGUAGCAGAGGUAAAAGCGGCUUUGGGACGUGCAACAGUAUACCCCGAGAAUAUGGAUAAACACGGACGCAUCCAGGCACUUGUGGGUUUGAUCUGCACCAUGAUGGAGGCAUGCCCUGCACAGUUAAAUCAGCCUCCCAACAUGUGCUUCAAACAACAGCAACAUGGGAUGAACAACAUGAUCAGAGUGAUGGUACGCAAGGGGUUAGUGACAGACCUUGCACGUAUUCCUCACAGUCUGGACUUGUCAUCACCUAACAUGGCUGCCACUAUCAAUGCUGCCCUCAAGCCUCUUGAGCUGGUAUCACGCAUUGUCAAUUUACCAUCAUUUGUACCCACGUCAUCAUCGAAGAAAAAAAAUACACAAAAUGAGGAUUCACAACAACCAGCUGGGACAGGAACCACUAACAGUGAAGCUACUCGUGCUCAAGGAGAUGAUAAUAUAGAGGAUACAGAAAAUACAGAACAUGAUAUAUCUGGGGCAGGAGAGAGUCUUGAGCCAACAUCAGAUGCCCAUCCAAAUGAGGUUAGUGUGAGGCACCUUGUGAGAGGUACUGAACGGCAACUUGGCUGUGUCUUCCAGUACAAGUUGGAGAGUUGGGUGGAAUGGCUUGGCUCACACCACACCCUUCGUCCCACACUGCAGUCCAGCCUCACAUCCUUCAACACAACCUUCCCAUACUAUAUAUCCAGUCUACAGUUGUGUAUAGCUGUAUUCCCAGCUGAUGAUGACGACGAUGAGGAGGAAGAGGAGGAGGAAGGUUCUGUGUUUGAUGAGGGUUAUGAAGACCUUGAGGAAGCCUUCAUUCGUCUUCCAGGAGACCGGGAUUCCGAUGAUAUUCUUCUGCUACCCUCAUAUCAACAGUACAUUGAUACAAUAGAUACCAUCAUAUUUGGGGAUAGAGUUGAUAGAGUAUCCCUGCAUCACCAUAGUAACUCCCAUGAGGAUCCAUCUUUCAUGGCCUCGACACCAAAUGCUAAUCCAAGUGGGAGCAAUGCCAUUCCCACUCACCCAUUAUUCCAGAACCCACGAGAGGUUCCCACUUCAGCCAGCGCCCGCCUCAACAGCAGGCCCAGUCGUCAACGCGGGGUGCUCAGGUACCAUACUGUCACCCCACGCACCCACACCACCACCACCACCAUACUCCAGAGACUACUGGGACCUAGUCAUCGUGAUGUUCUCCAGCUCUCCUCAAAUUUGCGAGAGGCAUCUCAGGUACUCUUCACCAAUCCUGAUGUCAGAUUGAUGCCCCCUGACCCGGAUGAAUUUAUUGAAAUGCAGGAUCAUGGUGGAACGGUGAUGAACAAUGGUGGAUCAUCUGCAUCCCUUUCUAAUGUUCCUAAUGCACUCUCUCGUUGGACUGAAGAAACUAGGGUUCUUGAGGCAGACUCCAUGCAUGAUGCUGUCACAGUUGUCAAGCCAGCAUUAAUGGCAGUUUUAGAGAAGUACAGAGAUGCUGAACAAUCUGAGAGAGACAAAAAGAAAAAAGAGCAAGAAGCAAACAAGCCUCCAACAACCUCCAGUGACAGUUCCCAUGGCCCUCUUUUGCUUCAGAGUAGUGAUGCAGAGAUGGGCGAGGCUCCUGAUAACAAUCGUGUAGCUGAUGGGCAAGAAACGCCAAACCCAGAAACUUCUGGUCAAGAGGCCACCAUUUUGAGCAGAGCAUCUAUAGCAGAAUCUAUUGUGGAAUCUGUUUUGGCCUCCUCUUCUAGACCACAAGCUACAACACCUAGCUUUUCGGGACUACUAACACUCCUGUCUCCAGUAUCAUCUGGUGCUCCCACAUUACCACUACAAGAACCCCCUAUUUCCUCUAUCCCAGCUAUUGGUGGAGCCUUAGCAGGAGUGCCCUCAGCUCCAGCCACCCCACAAACUACGUGUGUAAGCAGCUUGCCCCCAUUUCCUUCCCCAACAACUUCUACGCCAACUCCAACAGCACUUUUGGCACCAGCUAAUGCUUCAGUAUUAGGAAGUAGUGUGACACCCUCCACACUUACUGUCACAGAUGCAGAGAUGGUAGUAGCUUCUCCCUUACCUACAGUGGGACCUCAGGCUAUAUCUAAUGACAAUGUUGAAAGUUUAGUAACCCAAGAAGAGACUCCAAUGUCAGUAAGUCCUCCUGAGUACCCCAGUCAGUCACCAGAGUUACUAGCAUCAUCAGGUGACACACUCACAACCCCACCACUGCCUGGUAUGCCCCCAAGAGAAGCAUGGGAAGAUCCAAGCAUGGCUAUGCAACAGGACUCUCAAGAUCAAUCUGGGGAUCAAACUAUGACCUCUUCACUUCCAGUUCUAGUUAUGCCAUCAAACCUAAGGAGAGAUAGCCAAGACAGACCACAACAAGAUUCAAGAGGUGGAAGAGAGAGCGAGGCUGGACCAUCAGGGUCCUCCACCACCCGGCCAGACUAUUCCGCCAUUCUUGGAGACAUAGAGAUUCCCGAGGGUGUGGACCCGAGCUUCCUUGCUGCCUUACCUGAAGAUAUGAGACAAGAAGUAAUUGCUGAACAGCUUAGACUUCAGCGAGUAAGACAACGAGCGACUGAGAACACCAGAGAGAACAAUAGUGCCAGUGUGAGCGAGGUGAACCCAGAGUUUUUGGCUGCACUUCCCCCAAAUAUCCAGGAAGAAGUGCUUGCACAGCAGCGCUUGGAACAGCAAAGGCAGCAGGCUGCGCGCUCUAACCCUGAUGACCCCAUGGAUCCCGUUUCUUUUCUGCAGACACUUCCACCUUCUCUAAGACAGACUAUUCUGGCAGACUUAGAAGAUUCACAGUUUGCAGCACUACCCCCAGAAUUAGCUCAAGAAGCUCAGACACUUCGCCGUCAGCGUGAGGAGCGCAAUAGACAUGUCCAUGAGCAUAUGUUCAAUAGAUCUGGUACUUCUCUUUCUUCUAUAUUACGCAACACAGCACGUAUUGGUUCACGCCUCAUGCAUUCAUCAAGCUGGUCUACUAGCUGGAAUCUCCGAACCUCAUCUAGUGGUCAGCAAGUAACAGCCACCAGCAAACCACGGGGUCGCCAACUUCUGGACCAUGAAGCCAUGACAUGCCUUUUAGUUCUUCUUUUUGUAGAUGAACCCAAGCUCAAUACUGGUCGUCUUCACCGUGUACUUCGAUAUUUAUGUCACCAUACACCUACUAGGGAUUGGGUCAUAAAGGCACUUUUGUCAAUCCCGGAACGCUGUGGGCAAAGUCUGCUCAGUAGCAGUCGUAUGGGGGCAUCAGCAGUGAAAUGCCAUCCAGGGCUUGGCGUGGUGAAUUCGUUCCCCCCUGCACCUUCCUGGCUCAGUAUGACCAUGGAUGCAGCUCUUGGGUGUCGAGCAAGUAUCUUCCAAAUUCAGCGCACAGCACAGACUGGGAAGCGGACAUCAGCAGCAGCACUAACCACAUCUGUUAAUAUUCACCCACAAGCUGCUCCAUUAGUGUGCAGACAUGCCCUUGACACCUUGAUCUCAUUGGCCAAGAGUUUUCCCAGCCAUUUCUUACCACACCAAGGCAAAGAAUCGGAUGAUAAUAAAAGUGAAGCGAAAAAAUCAGGUUGUGGAACAACCACAGGUGCUAUAAGUAAAAAUUCUAAAGGAUCAUCAGGUCAAAGUAGUGAAUCUACAGACUUCUGGGAAUUGUUAGUAAAGCUAGACUCAAUAAGUGUUUCACGCAAAGGAAAAGGACUGCCUAGAACACACUCGGGUGCAGGUAGUAGUAGUGAAGAAGAACAGCGUGUUACUAGUCUUGAAGCAUCGGCGCUCGGCCAACUCAUACAGCAGUUGGCUCAUCCUGUUGUGCGCAGAUCUUCGCUUCUCACUGACAGGUUGCUUCGUCUUCUGGCUCUGAUAUCCUUGGGGCUACCUGAUACUGCUGAUACAGCUACUUCACAGAAUUCGAAUACCUUGCAACACUCCACUGAAAAUUCUCAAACUCUAGAACAUCUACUUAAAUUAGCAAUUCAUGUGUUAACCAGCAAAUCAUGUUCUGAAGAGGGUUUAGAAGAUGCAACAGCUCUUCUGUUGCACCUGUCCCAUGGUCCACCACCAGCUCGGGAUCAGGUGCUUAGACUCCUCCUCCAGGGUGCUGCAACACUGGGCUCUACAGUAGCUACUCACAUUGCUGCUUUGUUGAGUGAUUUACAAGCCUACAAUGCAUCUCAUCCACCUGUUUGUAUAAAUGAUGAAGAACACCAGCCUCAUGUGACAGACAAGACAAAGAAGGGGUUAUUACAAGACAGAUUUACUAAUGAAUGUGUGAUCAUAAGUGGGACAACAAAAGUAAAAGCACCUUGUGAACUUCAGCUGGCAUCCAUGUCAGCACUCACCAGCAAAACUUCUUCACAGGCCUUUUUCCUGCGUACCCUUAAAGUUAUUAUUCAACUUAGAGACGCCAUAAGAUUAUCGCGUACCAGAAAAAGUGGGACUCAACCCCCAAAUGUAGCCACUGACAGACAAACUGAGAGUCAACCAAGUACAGUAGGCAACCAAGAACAGUCAGAGACAGGAAAUAAUGACCCUUCCUCAGAAAUGGCUACAAGUCAGCAACCUCAGGUCACAGAAGCUAGUCAAGAGCAACCUGAAGCUGCUGCUGCCGCUGCCAUCCAAGAACAAGUUAGUACAGUAACCACGCAAGAGCAAGAGGACACUGUUCAACAGCAAAUACAACAACAGGAACAAAGUGAGAGAGAUUUUGUUCCUGUAGUGUUGAUCGAUGUAUCCAAUCCAGAGACAGACAAUGCAGUCAAUGCAUCUGCAACACCUCAGCCAGAGAGUAUUCAGCCAACUGCUGAGGCAAUGGAUGUGGACAAUGAAUUACCAGAAACUACUGAACUGGGGAGUUUGAGCGCCCAGUUAAAUCUUGAUGAAUUGUGGUCAACAUUGUCUCAGUGUCUGAUAGAGCUUGGUGAGACCCAAGACACCCAUGCAGUGUUAGUGUUACAACCAGCAGUAGAAGCCUUUUUCUUAGUUCAUGCUUCAGCUGCCUCAGGAGACCGUAAAGAGCGCACCACAACUCAGACGGAGUCACGGGAAGCUCAGCUGGCACAUUUGCAUCAUGAAAUUGCACCACUUUCUCCUCUACCUUCAGUUCCAGCUGAGGAUGGAGAAGGGAAUGUUAAUCGAGCUGGAGCGAGGAAGAGAGAAAAUUCAAUGUCUCUCAUAGCCGAAUAUAACCCUGGCGAUACUGAGAAAUUCCUGAAGUUUGCAGAGACACAUCGGACAGUUCUCAAUCAAAUCUUACGGCAGUCAACAGUUCACCUUGCUGACGGUCCAUUUAGUGUUCUUGUGGAUCACACUCGUCUUCUGGAUUUUGACAUUAAACGCAAAUACUUCAGAACCGAACUAGAACGUGCAGAUGAUGGUAUGCGCCGAGAAGACUUGGCUGUGCAUGUCCGUAGAGAACAUGUAUUUGAAGAUUCCUUCAGGGAAUUACACAGACGGUCCCCUGAUGAGUGGAAAAAUAGAUUCUACAUAGUAUUUGAAGGCGAAGAAGGACAGGAUGCUGGUGGACUUCUUAGAGAGUGGUACAUGAUUAUUUCCCGGGAAAUCUUUAACCCAAUGUAUGCACUGUUUUGCACUUCACCUGGUGACAGAGUAACAUACAUGAUUAACCCAGCAUCUCACUGUAACUCCAAUCAUCUUUCGUAUUUCAAGUUUGUUGGAAGAGUUAUAGCUAAAGCCAUAUAUGACAACAAGUUAUUAGAGUGUUACUUCACGAGAUCAUUCUACAAACACAUUCUUGGCAAAAUGGUGCGUGUGGUUGAUAUGGAGAAGAGGAUUAUUUCAUUUUAUCAGGGCUCAUAUUUCUUGCUAGAGCACAAUGUUGCAGACCUAGGGUAUGAACUCACCUUUAGCACAGAGGUAAGUAAUUUUGGAAUUACUGAGGUAAGGGAUCUCAAACAAAAUGGCCGAAGACAUAGCUGUUACAGAGAAUCCAAGAUGGAGUACAUACGUCUUGUAUGCCAAAUGAAAAUGACAGGAGCUAUACAAAAAAAUUAUUAUACAUUCUCGGAUUGAAUGCUUUUUGAGGGUUUCUAUGACAACAUUGCUAAGCGUCAUAUAUCCAUUUUUUAUGUACAAAGUUUGUAGCUACUUAUAUCAGGGCUUCCAAACAAUAGACAUAGAGAUCUACGAACUAAUACUGAAUAUCUCAAAUACCAACCGAACUCACUUAUUCCGUGGUUCUGGCGUGCCUUGAGGUCAUUUGAUCAAGCUGAGCGUGCCAAAUUCCUGCAGUUUGUGACUGGUACAAGUUAAAUUCCACUACAAGGUUUUGUAGCUGAGGGCAUGAAUGGGACACAAAAGUUCCAGAUUCAUCGUGAUGCCCGAUCAACUGAUAGGUUAAACCCUUUAGCUCAUACCUGGUAA
This is a messenger RNA of Cherax quadricarinatus, 13373 nucleotides long. NCBI's taxonomy places the organism in Eukaryota, Metazoa, Arthropoda, Malacostraca, Decapoda, Parastacidae. The record is from RefSeq and is a predicted model, not a curated record.